UGGCUCCUGUUAUGGUUCUUUAAUUUCAAGGUUCUCCCGUAGAACUAAGUUUUGCACAAGAGAUCCAAAUGGAACUGAAAGUUGCCCAAAAAUAGAAGAGUCGAGCACAUGCAUCAAAGAUAAAUUUCCAGAGAGACAUUAACACUGUCAUUGCAAUUGUAUUGCUACUUACUCCUAUCAUCGCAAUUAAUGGAAGGAUUAAAGCAGGCUGCGUAUGAAACUACGGUGAAGCUCAUGUUGGCUGCACUCGAACGCAAGUUGCUCCCUGACAUUGUCACCAGAACACUCACGCGCUUCUUGUUGGCUACUCGCCUUCGCUCUGCUCACAAAUCAUUCUCUGAACUCCACCUCUCCGAUCUCCUCCAAUUUGCACAUUCUUUACAAGAUAUGCCCAUAGCAAUCAAUACCGAGAAGCCAAAAUCUCAACAUUAUGAAUUACCAACUGCUUUCUUUAGGAUGGUGCUCGGAAAUAAUCUCAAAUACAGCUGCUGCUAUUUUUCUUCUGCCUCAAUGACGCUGGAUGAUGCUGAAGAAGCAAUGUUGAAACUAUACUGUGAGAGAUCAAACCUCAAAGAUGGGCACACAGUACUUGACGUGGGAUGCGGUUGGGGAUCUCUGGCUUUAUACAUUGCCAAGAAGUACACUAACUGCAGGGUAACUGGAAUCUGCAAUUCCACAACUCAAAAGGCUUACAUUGAGGAGAAGUGCCGGGAUCUUCAGCUGCAAAAUUUGGGUAUUAUUGUUGCUGACAUUAGCACUUUUGAAAUGGAAGCUUCUUAUGACAGAAUAUUUUCCAUUGAAAUGUUUGAGCAUAUGAAGAACUAUAAAGAGCUUCUCAAAAAGAUAUCCAAAUGGAUGAAAGAGGAUAGCCUUUUAUUUGUUCAUCACUUCUGCCACAAAGCAUUUGCCUACCACUUUGAGGACAUAAAUGAUGAUGAUUGGAUUACAAGAUACUUCUUUACUGGAGGAACUAUGCCUUCAGCAAAUCUACUUCUUUAUUUCCAAGAUGAUGUUACAGUCAUCAACCAUUGGUUAGUGAAUGGGAAACACUACUCAAAGACAAGUGAAGAAUGGCUCAAAAGAAUGGACCAUAGAAUGACUUUGAUCAAGCCAAUUAUGGAAUCAACAUAUGGCAAGAAUUCGGCUAUCAAGUGGAUUGCAUAUUGGAGAACGUUCUUCAUAGCUGUUGCAGAACUUUUUGGAUACAAUAACGGUGAAGAGUGGAUGGUUGCACAUUUUCUUUUCAGAAAGAAAUAAAGUAAGCCCAAAUUGUAAUAUGAGGUUGCACACUUCAAUAAUGUUUCGUAUUUUUAUCAACUUAUUUUAAUUCGGCACCUAA
Molecule: messenger RNA, 1339 nt
Organism: Cajanus cajan (pigeon pea)
Lineage: Eukaryota; Viridiplantae; Streptophyta; Magnoliopsida; Fabales; Fabaceae
Product: (S)-coclaurine N-methyltransferase
Source: RefSeq, a predicted model, not a curated record